Messenger RNA from Branchiostoma floridae (Florida lancelet), 887 nucleotides. RefSeq names its product microfibril-associated glycoprotein 4-like. The record is from RefSeq and is a predicted model, not a curated record. The transcript has 3 exons. The coding region runs from base 1 to 885 and encodes 294 amino acids. NCBI's taxonomy places the organism in Eukaryota, Metazoa, Chordata, Leptocardii, Amphioxiformes, Branchiostomatidae.
AUGACUAAGAUCAGCCUAUCUCUCUACCUGUUGACCGGUACUUUGUUCCUGACCAGUCUCACAUAUUCUGUAGUACCUUCCCUGCAAGUACAAGUUCAAGAUGAAAGUAUAAACCAGCAGUCAAAUGGAAAUGUGUACGAGACUCCCCAACUCGAGGUUGAGAGCCAUCGGAAUGAUAUGCCGCUUGGUGCUGCGUAUUUCCACGACUGUGCAGCCCUCUUCCCUCUACUCUACUGGACCAGUGCAGUACAGGAUGGAGUCUUCCCCAUCAAACCUGAGUCUAACACUGACCACUUUGACGUCUUCUGUGACAUGACUACAGAUGGUGGGGGCUGGACUGUCAUACAGAGGAGGUUCAACGGGACCCUUAACUUUGAUAGGUUCUGGGCAGACUACAAAAAUGGGUUUGGGAGGAUCGAAGGGGAACACUGGCUUGGACUGGACAAGAUACACAACUUGACAUCCCAGAAUAGCUAUGAACUGUAUGUGGAGUUAAGAGACUGGGAAGGCAACUUUACUUACGCUAAAUAUGAUACAUUCAGCAUUGGGGAUGAGAGUACAGGUUAUACACUGCACGUUGGGGGGUACAGUGGGGAUGCUGGGGACUCUAUGGACUACAGUAAUGGUAGGAAAUUCAGUGCCAGAGAUAAUAAUAGGGACAAUGAUGGGUUUAGCUCUGCCCACUGUGCCCAGGCACGUUCGGGCGGCUGGUGGUAUUACGGCUGUACUUACUCUGGUAUCAACGGUCCGUACUUCCAGCCAGAGGACUAUCAUGGUGCUGACACAGGGUGGGGUGUUUAUUGGUACCACUGGAAAGGUUACUACUACUCACUGAAGGCCACCAAAAUGAUGGUUCGGCCUCGCAACUUUACCCGCAAACUGUAACU